This is a messenger RNA of Homarus americanus (American lobster), 2088 nucleotides long. Its product is annotated as cell surface glycoprotein 1-like. The record is from RefSeq and is a predicted model, not a curated record. NCBI's taxonomy places the organism in Eukaryota, Metazoa, Arthropoda, Malacostraca, Decapoda, Nephropidae. The transcript has 3 exons. The coding region runs from base 1 to 2088 and encodes 695 amino acids.
AUGCCCCCAAAUGCUAAUGACCCUCAAAAUGCCCCCAAAAUGUCGUUAAAAGCCCCAGAAAUGCCCAAAUGCCCUCAAUCCCCACAAGCCACCCAUUAUGCCCGUCAAGCUCCUAAUCAUCAACAUGACCUUCAAAAUGGCGGAGAAAUGCCGCUUAGACUCUCCUUUAACUGUUUUAUUGUUAGUCCGGUAAAUGUCCCCAAUUUAGCGGAAUUUGACGAUUAUGCGCACCAAAACCCGGCCAACAGUCCACACCCGGCCAACAGUCCCACCCACCAACAGUCCCCCACCCGGCCAACAGUCCCACACCCGGCCAACACUCCCACCCGGCAACAGUCCCCCACCGGCCAACAGUCCCCACACCCGGCCAACAGUCCCACACCCGGCCAACAGUCUCCCCACCCGGCCAACAGUCCCCAAUACUCCCCCACCCGGCCAACAGUCCCCCACCCGGCCAACAGUCCCCACCCGGCAACAGUCCCACACCCGGCCAACAGUCCCACCGCCAACAGUCCCCCACCCGGCCAACAGUCCCCCACCCUGCCAACAGUCCCACACCCGGCCAACAGUCCCCCACCCGACCCCACCCGCCAACAGUCCCCACCCGGCCAACAGUCCCACACCCGGCCAACAGUCCCACACCCGGCCAACAGUCCCACACCCGGCCAACAGUCCCCACCCGGCCAACAGUCCCCCGGCCAACACUCCCCCACCCGGCCAACAGUCCCCACCCGGCCAACAGUCCCCACCCCGGCCAACAGUCCCACACCCGGCCAACAGUCCCACCCGGCCAACAGUCUCCCACCCGGCCAACAGUCCCCCAACACUCCCCACCGGCCAACAGUCCCCCACCCGGCCAACAGUCCCACACCCGGCCACAGUCCCACACCCGGCCAACAGUCCCCAACACUCCCCACCCGGCCAACAGUCCCCCACCCGGCCAACAGUCCCACACCCGGCCAACAGUCCCCACCCGGCCAACAGUCCCCACCCGGCCAACAGUCCACCCGGCCAGUCCCCACCCGGCCAACAGUCCACACCCGGCCAACAGUCCCACAGGCCAACAGUCCCACACCCGGCCAACAGUCCCCACCCGGCCAACAGUCCCCACCGGCCAACAGUCCCCACCCGGCCAACAGUCCCCACCCGGCCAACAGUCCCCCACCCGGCCAACAGUCCCCCACCCGGCCAACAGUCCCCCACCCGGCCAACAGUCCCCACCCGGCCAACAGUCCCCACCCGGCCAACAGUCCCCCACCCGGCCAACAGUCCCCACCCGGCCAACAGUCCCCCACCCGGCCAACAGUCCCCCACCGGCCAACAGUCCCUGCCAGCCAACAUGUCCCCCACCCGGCCAACAGUCCCCACCCGGCCAACAGUCCCCCACCGGCCAACAGUCCCACACCCGGCCAACAGUCCCACACCCGGCCAACAGUCCCACACCCGGCAACAGUCCACACCCGGCCAACAGUCCCCCACCCGGCCAACAGUCCACCCAACGUCCACACCCGGCCAACAGUCCCACACCCGGCCAACAGUCCCCCACCCGGCCGCCUCCCCACCCGGCCAACAGUCCCCACCCGGCAACAGUCCCCCACCGGCCAACAGUCCCACCCCCAACAUUCCCACACCCGGCCAACAGUCCCACACCCGGCCAACAGUCCCACACCCGGCCAACAGUCCCCACCCGGCCAACAGUCCCCCACCCGGCCAACAGUCCCACCCGGCCAACAGUCCCCACCCGACCAACAGUUCCACACCCGGCCAACAGUCCCACACCGGCCAACAGUCCCCCACCCGGCCAACAGUCCCCACCCGCCCAACAGUCCCACACCGGCCAACAUUCCCACCCGGCCAACAGUCCCACCGGCCAACAGUCCCACCAGCCAACAGUCCCCCACCCGGCCAACAGUCCCCACCCGGCCAACAGUCCACACCAGCCAACAGUCCCACACCCAGCCCGCUCCCCCACCAACAACACCCGGCCAACAGUCCCACACCCGGCCAACAGUCCCCACCCGGCCAACACAGCCAGACUUAAAGACAAUUAAUCUCGAGUUUUCUUUACCAAGUUUUGUUGGGAUGUGA